AUGAAGUUCUUUGAAGUUAUAUCUGUUCUCUGGUGUUGUGUGGUUACAAAUGCAGGUAAUGUGAAGAACUCGUGUAUUUUAUAACAAAAAUAUAUUUCUGUAAGUCGUAAUAUGUAAGGAUAUAAUAAUAUAUUAUCCUAUAUUUAAUAUAUUAGGCCCUAUUGUAUAAUACAUACGGCACGUGGUGUUUUCCAUCAACUAAUCAGCGUCAGACCUUUAUUUUUCUCGCUGGCCUAUUAGGUCAUAUUUAAUGUAUCUUUUUUAUUGGUUCAUGCUAAUUAGAUAAUGAUGUAUUUUGUGGUUGUGACUAUAUUAUUAGAUUGUCAUUGUUGUUAUAUGAAAAUGACAUUUCUCCUCGAACAUUAAUUUUAUUGGGUGCCGGAAGCGAGAGAGUAUUAUUGGGGUUGUCCACAAACUAAAACAAAUAUACGGCUAUAUAGUUGUAUCAAACAUCUUCUUGUAUGUGGUAAAUGUACUUUUGGCAAGUAUGGUAGUAGAUCGUGAUAGAGAUUAUCGAAUUUCCCAAAAUAAAAUGUUUCAAUAAUCUUUGAAAACCCUCUGUGCAAACAACACUUCAAAGACUUCGUAAUUACAUUUAGCAAAGCCAACGGAAAUAAAUAUUGUUGUUAUAUAGUUAGAGUCAAAUUUCAAUUUUUGUGUUUGCCGAUUGGUUAAAACCGUGUCACGUGCCGGUCAACAAAAUGUCAUGUUAGGCAACCGGUCCGCAAUGAAACAUUUAUUGACCGGUCAAUAAUAAAAUGGGUGCAAUACGCAUGCGUGUCAAUCGUGAAGUUCCAAAGUUCAUUUUUUAAAUUUUUUACUAAACACUUACGGCGUUCCAUUUAUCCAGUUUUGGUUUCAAAAUAAGUUCACUCCAAUAACCGGUGAAUUAUUCAUACUUUGACACUUAUAUACUAUAUAACUAAACACUUAUUUACUGAGACCUCGGGAAAGCAGUGUGUUUUGUGGCCCCUCGGCCGCCGUUGUUGCCCGAGGCGAAGCGGUCUCGGGUCCACAAAACACACUGUUUCCCUCGGUCUCAGUAAAUAAGUGAUAAUUAGCUAAUAUUAUUAAAAACCUCAUUCAUAAUUCAUGAGGAAAAGACAAAGGAAAUCACUGCCGUGCCGGUGGUUUUAUAUGUGAUAAAAAAUUAUGUUCAUUUACAUAAACUUUAGCUUUGAUUUUUUCGGCUUCAACAACGUUUAUUUUUGAAAUCAUUUCGUCAAUGAACUCUUUAGUUGGGUCGAAGUCUCGAGCUGCGCUCUCGUGUUUUAUAAUUUAUAUCUGCAUGAUAAAGAACUCCUGCUCGUGUAGUCUGUGUUCUAUAUAAUGUCCGGUCAUAUGUAGCUAUGAAUUUUUCUUUUAUAGAAUCGUUGAAAGAAAAUGCCCGUAUUAUUCGCCCAAGUUCCAUUGCAGUUGCUGAUACUAUGAAUGCAUUUAAAACUCUAGUAUUCAAUUCUCGAAGGAAUUUUGUAAAAAGUCCUUCAUCUGUGAAAGGUAUAGUAACAAUUUCUUUUCGCAGUUGUUGUUGUUGUUGCUGUUGCUGUUGCUGUUGCUGUUGUUGUUGUUGUUGCUGUUGCUGUUGCUGUUGUCGUUGUCGUUGUCGUUGUCGUUGUCGUUGUCGUUGUCGUUGUCGUUGUCGUUGUUUUUGUCGUCGUUGUAUAUCCAAGUACUUUGCAUGGUCUCUUGGUAGGUUGUCUUCUUUAACUGAAUUCACUUUUGUUUCUUUUCUCUUCUAGAAACAAGUAUGACUGUAACCCCUACAACAAUGCAGUUCAAGAAACACAUAGGUAUUGUAUUAUUUACUUUUCACUGCCUAAAGGCACUCGAAAGAACUAUAGACGUAGUUCCGAAAUACCACACACUCGAACAGACAUGGCCUCGUAGUUCAGUUGGCAGAGCAUGGACUAGUAUCCCAUAGGUCGCAGGUUCGAUUCCCAUCGUGGUCAUGCAGGCUAACUUUUCAGCCUGCCCGCGGUGUGGAUAUACACUCAGAGUAACAUAAAAAAAAAACAUAUUCACCUGAGUACAUAACACUUGGGUCAGUGAACAUGACCUUCAAAGUGAAAUAUUCAGGAGUGAAGCCCCGUUUACACCACGCUCAAUGUUUGGUACGGCACGGAUAAAAUUGGCACCCAUACCACUUUUUUGGUUCUUGGACUACCUAUUUAGGUAGUCCAAGGUAUAAAAUUGGACAAAAGGGAUAAAAUUGGUACCCAUACCACUUUUUUGGCUCUUGGACUACCUAUUUAGGUAGUCCAAGGUAUAACGUUGGAUAGAAGGGAUAAAAUUGGUACCCAUACCACUUUUUUGGUUCUUGGACUACCUAUUUAGGUAGUCCAAGAGCCAAAAAAGUGGGACGGGUACCAAUUUUAUCCGUGGCGUAACCAGUGGCGUCAUUCUGGCGUCAGCAAACGUGAAAAUCCGCCAUGUUUUUGGCGACACUUGUUUGACUGAGGAGAGAUAGGAACACCUCCUCCAGUAAUAUAGUAAAGCUCAGUGGGUUUUUUCCGGGUGCUCCAAUUUCCAUAGAAAUUAAGAAGUUGACAUAGUGGGUUAGGAUGAACACAGUUCAGAAAAGUAAUAUCACAAUUGUUGUAAAAGAUAAAUAGUCUAGGCGAAUUGUAUAUUUAGGUAAGCGUAAUUUUUUUAAUUAGUUUUGCCCAUAUAUCAUAACAUAUUUACAAUUUUAUUACUUAAUUAAUAAUAUGGCUAGGGGCCUACCAGAAACCUUAACAGGUUUUUAUUUAAGACCCCUAUAGUUAUAACUACAAUCCUGGACAAAACGUUGUGGACAACCCACAGAAUUUGGCCUCGAAUGGUGUUUUUCUAAAUAAUUAUCCCCCCGCUCCCCCAAGCCAAUGUUGAAUGGGAUUUUUCAUCAAAUAUGAAGUGUGGUUAAGUCGGAUAUGCAACAUUGAAGAUGGGGAGUGGGGGAUGUGCAAGUAAAUUCAAGUUUUAGGUGUUUGUUAUGAUUUUUGCAAAAGUGGAUUAAGUGUCCACAUGAGUUUUGGCCUGGAUUGUAUAUAUGAAAGUAAAAGUUUAUAAAAUACAGUCAACCAAAUUGUUCUUUUAUCGCAUUUUUAAAAAUGAUAUAAGAAGUGAUAUUUUUCAAAUUAGAGUCAAGUUCAUUCCAUAUAUCAACAACUUUAUAAGAAAGAGUGUGCUUUACGUAAUUUGUUCUGUUAUAGAACUUGUGUAGUUGUGUAUUAUUCUAUACAUUUAUAUAUAUUAUUUGUAAUACUUUAUUUAAAGCGCAUUUGAUCAAAUUUGCGCUAUAGAAAUUUUAAUUUCUUGUUAACUGUUUACUCUGUCUAAGGACCAUGCAGACGGAAUGAGGAAUAGCUGGGAAUAUGUUGGGAAGUUGGGAAUUAAAAUAAUAGACCCAUUCUACUUGUGAACGCGCUGUAAACGUCCUUCGUAUUUUAGAGCUUGCGGAAGAUGGUGGUCCCACAUUGGCUUUGAUACUUGGCUGUGUUUUUGCUGCUGUGAUGAUUUUAUUUGUAGUUGGGCUCUUGGUAGUACUAUGCAAGUACAAAAAGGGCAAAAAUAAAUCCUACGUAAGUCAGACAAUAUCAUCCUUUGUCUUUAAAGCGUAGUUGACACUAGCGAUUGUGCCGGUUUGCCAUUUUUUGUUUCUGAAGCUGGGUGCGAAUGAAUCAACUCGAUCAGAUCGCGGCAUACGAUAAUAAUAUAAACUUAAUGUCUGCUCACGAGUGAAAUAGAUUUGUUUUCCUGAGUGUUUCAAUGUUUCUCGGGGCGACGUCGAAACAAUAAAAUAUUUAUAUUAUUAAUAGUGAAUUUUAAUAGCGGUCCCAUCAAACCGAAAUACAAAUUGAGUCAUCAAAACAAAGCAAAUCAUCGUCAGUCUUUAAUAUAGCUUUGGCUUGAGCCCCAGCAACGAAAAGAAUCGCAUCUCGUAAUCCUCCGGUCUAAAAUGAUCCGACCAUAUAGUCGAAGUCUAGCUUGACGGCACAAACAACCGCUUUGCGGAUACAAAAUCAACCCAUACUUUUCUUCGUUUUUUCGCAUUCCAUCUUUUAAACAUGCUUUAUUGGUACAGUUAGCUGCAACACAGUAAAAAGGCAUAUCUUUUUCGAUCAAGUCGAAUAAUAGAAUACGUCGACUCACUUGCGUGACGUAACAAAAAUCGCUCGUUCCAGUUUCUUUCGAACACGAACAUCUGCCAACCAAAAGCCCAAAUUUGCGUGUUCAAACGGCUCUAAAAAUUUUUCGUUUGGAUAAAAUCGAAAAAUUCUUUAGCUAGAACACUAUACUAAAUGAGUACUUUCCAUAAAUCUGUUUUUAAAAUUUAAUUUAGGGCUAUCAGUAUCAGCGUAUUGGUGAUGAUGAUCCACAUCUGGCAGAGGUAUGAUUAGGACAAUUUUAACGUUGACACUGAUAUGACUGGACAAGAACGUCAGCUGAACUUAAAGAGUAAUUGUGAUUUGAAAAAGUCACUGAAAAUGUUUUCAUCUGAUAUUGACCACGACUAUAUAUUUGGCAAAGCUUUUGAUUCUAAUACUUGAAUUUUAUCAAUAAAAAUAUAAGACAAGAGAUUGUCAAGAGUUCUAUUCGCAGCACCUUUUAUACAAAGUAUUAAGUUUACUUGGAAUUUUACCCGCACGUACAACCCUUUGAAGCCACUGCUAGUUAUGUCAUGCGCGUUUAAAGGGGGGGGGGCGAGGCUUAUGAAAUGAUUGGUGGGGGGAGUUAUUAAUUUAUUCAAAAUCAAGUUAUCGACACGGAAAACUGCAAAGAUCUUAUAUGACUUCAUUCUUUAGAAAGCCACAAAGCCUGUAAUUGCAAAAUCGAUGUUCACUAGUAAGUAAUUUUGUAUAUAGUGUGUACACGACGUCCUUCAUGGUCCUUUAGUUGAUGAAGAUAAAGUUUUACCUACCAACCUUGAUCAAAUCAGUUUUCUUGUCGAUUUCUGGCCACUUUUCAAAGAGCGGUUCCAAUGCAAACUUGUUUCUAUAAACUUUCCCACUUACGGUGCUUAUUUACUAACUGAGGCAACUUGAGAAGUUGUCAUUGGAAUGUUAGAGAGUUUAAUUUCGGCUUCCAAUACCAAUACUGAUACCGAUGUUUUCACUUCCGUUCUCAUUUUGGCACCGGGAAUUUUAAAGCGUUAAGUUAUCACGACAGAUAAAGUAUAGAACACAUUAAUCGUCGCCGAAAAUGUGCGGUAUACUAAACGGCAGCUGAGCUAAAAUUCCGACUAAAACAUGACUCAGGCGAUGCUAAUAAACAAAUAUUUUACAUGUUUAUCGUAAAAAUUAUGAAAUAUCCGAUUUAUAUGAGUUUAUCUUACAAUUUCCCCGACUUCCAAUGCAAGGCCGACUUCGGUAGUGGUGACUUCCAAAACACUUGUCCUCGUGCUUCUUGCAAGCAGAGAGCAUGCGCGUGACAUCUUGUUAGUAUCGGUAUUGGUAUCGGAAGUCGAACUUUUAAGUCUUAAAAACUCUCUUCGAACUUAAAAACUCUCUAUUCCAAACUAAGAAACGUAUACUUAGGAAUAUUCACAACAAACUUGGGAAUCGCGCUGUGAAAAGUGACGUGAAAUCGCCACAAAUAAUAUUAUAUGUAUAUAAUGUGUUCUUAUGACCAUCUGCUGUUUAUCUCAUUCCAGCUCCUUCAAAGUGUCUAGGCCUGGUAAAGAAAAUCAUCACCGCCGAUGGGGGUGUUAUAGCUAUCGAGGACAUUAUACUCAAGAUAGGUCCCGGAUGUCUGGCUAAGGACACAGAAAUUACGUUGAGAAAUAGUGAUAAGGAUAUUGCUAUCAAAUCGCUGCUUGACUUAGGUCUGGUCGUUGCUGCCCCACGUGUUGUAGAAUUCCUCCCAGACGGCUUAAAAUUCUUGAAACCAGCCGAUCUCACAAUCACAUUUCAAAACACUGUCUCUAAUACUGAACUUUUUGUCCUACAUGGCUCUUACAACCCUGUACAUCAGAGGAUUGUUUGGGAACUGGUAACUAAUGGUACUGAAGAACGCAAUGUGGAAAGGGUUUGUAACACAAAAAUCAACAGCUUCUGUUUUAAAAUGUUUAUUUUGGCGACGCGCGGAAAGCUAGCUCGGAUCUUGAGCCAUCUCAAUCACUCAUUCACAUGCCGUGCAUACGCCUUCUAUCGUAGACUACCUACGUUGGAUACUAUAGAUAUUUCGGUUGUCAUGUUGAGUGAAUUUGUUGACAAGAAUGAAGAAGAAGACAUUGAACAAUUAAAAGAUCAUCUCAAAGCUGGUUACGUUAAAGGAGAAAAAGGAAUGUUGAAGCGUAUCUACACAGAUCGUCGUCUCGAAAUGAGUUUACAUUUUCCUGGAGUCGAAAACACUUCUUUCUCGUUCAUUGUCGAUCAGCCUCAACUGGAUUCUGUGGGUUUCGUUAUCGAUCAUUUUAAAAAAAUUGCAAUAACGAGUCCGGCAAGUGGAGAAGUGAAGAUAAGCGAAGUACGUCGCGGACGAAAGUGUAAGGACGAAAAUGAACCAUUGUGGAGGAUGAAUAUUCGUGAGACGCAAGAGAAAAUUGGAGUUGAAGUAGCUGAAGGUAAUUUAAAAUUUAGCUGUCUUGUUUUGAAAAGUAUGAGACAUUGUGUAUCGUUGUUUUUUACUUAUACAGUUAACUUAGCCAUCGAGUUCGGGAAAAUGCACGUCAGACACCGCAUACUAUUAGAAACAUGAGCAACAGAAAGAGUUCUUUUUAUUUUCGAUCAGACUUUAUCUUAUUUAUCUCUACUUUGAUAAGUAGAGAUUUCGAAAUCCUUAAUCCUGUCAGAGUUGCCAGAUUCCUGAUCUGGUCGGUGAGGGUUCGAGUCGGUCAGAUUUCUGCUGACUUAUGAAGUGGGCGCCCUAGUAAUCCUUGAGUGAUAGUCAGAUUCAUGACAAUCGUUCAGCUGAAAUAAAUGUCCUACAACGUUAAAAAAUUCUUUGCUGGUUUUAUCUUAAGUAGAAAAUUUUUCAUUUGGCCAGCAGGAUAAGUACCUUUCCAACCCUUGACAGUACCUAAAGUUCGGUUGCAAUCAGUGGCGAGCUAGCCGUAGCAACAGGUCAUGCUAUGCAACUUUUUAAUGAUUUACAUUAUUUAAACCUUUCGAAAUGUAGUGUCUUUAACCUAUUUAAAUGCAGGUUUAUUAGCAUAGCAUGACCAGUUGCCAUGGCUAUAUAGCUUCGCCACUGCAUGGUUGCAAUAUAUGAAAAAUACGGUUAAAGAACUGUAACACAUCAAUAGCUUUACUAGAGAAUUUUUACUUAAAGAACUUCCAUUUUAAGUGAUACAGUUAAACACUUUAAAUACUUUUCUGUCCGUAACGUCCUCUUACUAUUUUAUACUUUGUGGUAAUUUUGUAUAGGGCGGCCUAGUGCAUGUCAGUUUGGUCUAAUGAUUGAGGGCCACUAGGUAGAACACUAUAGUAAUGUAAUAAUGUUACCCUCUUGAAAUAAAGUAUCUUAUCUUAUACGUCACAGUGGCCAUGUUGAUAGACCAAAGUGCUACAGCUAGAACUAAAUCUUUUAUUUUCGAUACUUUCAUUUGCUUAUCCAGAAAAAUAUCCGUAGAAUUUUGGAAAAAAUCCGUAGAAUUAUUAUGUAUUAUCGUCAUUCUGAACCGAUUAAAUCAUCGCUUGAAUUUUUUGGAUCAUUAUAUAAAUGAAGUUACAUAAUGUAAUACAUUGUAUAUGUGACAAAGAAUAUAUUAUUAUGUACUGCAUUGUAUUAUUGCAUUUUUUUCAUGCUAUUGUACUAUAUUUAUACUGUAUUUCUUAUUUUUAUUUUAGUACAAUACUCGGCGUCAAACCCGCAACCAGAAGGUACAUCAGACGUUUUAUCUGGACGAAUAAAUGUGGCAUGAUUCCUGGAAAAUCUUAAAUUUUUUUCAAAUUCCAUAGAUCCUCUAUUAAGCCCUCUCCUCGCGUGACUUAUUUAUUACAGCCGUAGAUAGGAGGCUUAAAGGGAAGGAUGGCUUGUUAAAUUUUUCCUCACAAGAUUUGUUUGAAAGGGACUUUGACAAAACGUUUUACGCUAAGUAUGAUAUUAUUGCACAUGCACCAUAGUAAAAAACCUUUGUUUCCAAUUUCUAGUUGUGUAUCGGACCACAAAGCUCACAAAAGAAGAAAUAACUCAAAUGAGCCCCAUAGUUGGAGUAGAUUGGGACAGCCUAGCUGGGCUCAUGGAUAUUCCGUAUUCUGAACGAGAGGAAAUCAGAGUCGACUACGGGAAUCUUCUGAGCAUUUCAUCGAAAGCUAAAAAAGUUUUCGAGCUUUUUAAUGACAGCACUGCUUUCGAUCGUCAUAUUCUUGUAAAAUACUUCAAAGAACUGGGUCGACACGAUUUGGAAAAAGAAAUGCUCCCUGUGGAAGACCAGGUAUUUCAUAAUUAUAUUUAGAAUUUUCUUUCUAUCACGGUCCAAAUAUCACUUGAACUCAAUAUAUUUACCCUGUACUUUCCAACAUAAUGUAAUGGUAUAAAUACAGUGCAUGUUUUCCUGAAAAUGGCGUCUUCUUUUUCUGGAUGGAACGUUUCAUAUGGUCGACUUCUGGUGAAGAAAUGGUAUGCAUAAUUGUGACAGCAAACGAGAAUUUCCAAUCACACUUCCCCGUCCUACUGUCCACGAUUUCAAACGAGACGGGUUUUUGAUGUUUAUUAAUGGUAAUCGAGCAAUGAAAUAUUGUUUUCUCUACACAGAAUGGAAGUGAAGAAGUAGAAACGCCGCCAUCGCUACCCGAAACCACUGGCGAAGAUUUACCACACACACCUCUCUCCCCACGUGAAAUGUCCAGACUUGGCCGACGCAUUGUGGUCGAGUGGGAUCGCCUCGCCGGUCUUAUGGACAUACCCAAAGCAAAAAGAGAUGAUAUUCGGUAUAGCCUGAUAUACAAUGAUAGUCGUUCUCGAGCAGAAAAAAUUUUAGCCAUUUUCAACAACAAGGAAGGCUUCUCGCGUGAAAAGCUAGCUCGCUGCUUAAAAGAAAUUCAACAGUUAGACUUGAUCAAACCAGUUACAACAGGGGAGUGGAGAAACUUAUGA
Messenger RNA from Paramuricea clavata, 9018 nucleotides. The record is from the annotation of a GenBank genome assembly. NCBI's taxonomy places the organism in Eukaryota, Metazoa, Cnidaria, Anthozoa, Malacalcyonacea, Plexauridae.